Messenger RNA from Rhagoletis zephyria (snowberry fruit fly), 1848 nucleotides. Lineage: Eukaryota; Metazoa; Arthropoda; Insecta; Diptera; Tephritidae. The record is from RefSeq and is a predicted model, not a curated record.
AUGGAGUCAACACUAGCUCCGCUGCCGCCACUGCCCAACUUAAGUGCCCAACUACUAGCCGUCUCCAUUAUCAUUCUGCAGCGAACCAUUCGCCACAACAGCAUCACCACCACUAGACCGAUUAACCAGAACUACGACUUUAUCGUCGUCGGCUCAGGCACGUCAGGCUCAAUUGUCGCCGGAAGAUUGACUGAAAAUCCGAACGUCACAGUGCUGGUGCUUGAAGCGGGUGGCCCUCAGCUGAUCACCUCUGAUGCUCCCAGCCAUGCCCGACAGCAGGUUGGCUCUGAAAUAGACUGGGGCUACCGAACCACUUCACAGUAUCCCAAUGCAGGCAAUGCUUUGAAUGGCGCCCAGGUGGUCAUUCCGCGCGGCAGAAUCGUCGGCGGCUCACACAACAUGAACUUUAUGGUGUACAGUCGUGGCAAUCGUCGCGAUUUUGACAACUGGGCAAACAACUACGGCGCCACUGGUUUCUCCUACAAUGAAGUGCUGCCGUACUUUUUGCGUUCAGAGAACAACACUGACGCAAACAUUGUGAACGCCAAUCCGGCCUAUCAUUCUACCCAGGGACCAGUGGUCGUGCGGACACCCAAAAACCCCGACCCAGUGAUAACCAUGCUCAAGCAGGUGGUGGAAAGCUGGGGUUAUCCAGAAGCUGACCAAAAUGGUCCAAUGCAACUGGGCAUCAAUUUUUUUCAGCAAACCAUCUUCCUCAAUGCGACUCGAUCAACUACAGCCAGUGCCUUCCUGGAGGCUAACAAUGGCCGACCUAACUUGCAGGUACUCACACGAGCACUAGUCCGUCGAGUACUCUUCAACAGUACACGGGACGCUGACGGCAACCUGACGGCAAUUGGAGUUGAGUACGAGUACAAUCAAACGGUUUACCAGGUGUACGCCAAUCGGGAAGUCAUUCUUAGCGGGGGAUCAAUAAACACUCCUCAAAUUUUAAUUCUGUCCGGCAUUGGCCCUCGAGACCAUUUAAACCAGUUGGGCAUACAGACACAAGUCGACUUGCCAGUGGGCUACAAUCUGAAAGAUCACGUCUACGUGCAGUACGAUUUUGAAGUGCUCGAUAUGAACCUGAUCACUUCUGGAAUCGACUGGACACUGGAGAACAUGUACCGGUAUUUUGUCAACUCCGCCGGACCACUGUCGCAGUUUCCACUGGUGUUCAUGUACCUCAACACACCCUACAACAACGAAACCGACUGGCCAGACAUUCAAAUUGACUUCAACGUUGACCCAGUGGGAAAUGAUCUGGAGUCGCUGGUGGCCGGAUAUCGACCUGAGGAGAGGGAAGGCUGGCGCAAUUACUACCGCGAUCACGUCGGCCAGCGCAAUCGAAUGGGCAUUCUCUGCUUUCACUACCGCCCCCACUCAGAAGGCAGACUGACGCUCAACUCGACCGAUCCGCACGACGCCCCACUGCUGAACACUCGGUACCUCACCGACCCGUACGACAUUGCCUCCAUGGUCGAGGUGACCAGAAGGGCGUUGCAAAUGGCCCACCAGCCACCCUUCACCCGACUGCUCCGCCUCUACCAGCAGCCCAUUCCCGGGUGCACACUCUGCUCCAGUGGACCCAUCUGGCAGUGUGACUCCUAUCUGGAGUGCUACGCUAGGGCGGUCACUUCGACUGUGGGACACCAAGUAGGAACUUGCAAAAUGGGCAACGGCACCGACUCAGUGGUCGACCCGAGAAUGCGCGUUCGAAGGGUGAACAGACUGCGAGUGGUUGAUGGCUCCAUUUACCCGACCAUCACCAAUGGCAACACUAAUGUUCCCUGCAUGAUGUUCGGUGAAUACGGUGCCAGCAUGAUUCAGCAGGACAAUGGUCUGUAG